UCAUGUUCAGCUUAGAGUUUAUUGAAUUUUUUGGAUCACAUGUUGCAGAUUAAUCGAACCAUGUACCUACUUAGUACUUAUGUUACAAAUAUUCGAUGAUACUUUCUCAGACUGCCUCUAAAUUAAAAGGAACCGAGAAGAAAGUAAAACAGAAAUUAAUAAGGUACCAUUCAGAAAUGAUAUUGAACUUGUAGGUAGCCAAUUUGCCAUUUGUGGAAGUUUAUAUCAAUUAGUGUGAGGACUCAUCUUAGAAAAGAUGAAUUCAUUGAUUUUCUCUAUUUUAUGUGUUUUUGUAACUGAGGUGCGAUCAAAACAAGCAUUACUUAUCAGUAUACACCCUAAGUAUUGGGGGAACCUUGAAGACGUUUGGUACAACAAUACCGCAUCUGACCCAUAUUCCGACGAAAACGAAUAUUUUGCCGCGUGUCCUGCUUCCAGUUCUCUAGAGCAGCAAUUCAACAAUGAUGUCUCGUUGACCAAACAAAGCGUAUUCUCGCGGUUAAUUUUGUGGAGAAAUCAAUCCCUGACGCACAAUGAUGUUGAUUUCUGUGAAAAGUCAUACGAGCCUGCGAUGAUUUAUAAUUCACAUACGAAAGCGUACAAGAUCGGAUAUGAGCUGUAUUUUUUUAGAAACGAGACCACAAUUCAGUACAGUAGAGAUGAUUAUCAUUACUCGUAUUAUAACAGGGUGAAUACAAAAAAAUUCCCGCAUGAAAUUGAGAACAAAACAAUAUUCAAUGGUACCUCGGAAUUUGUAAAUAGAUACGAAGAGGGGUUGCAAAUUAUUUUCAAUUUCGCCAAUGGAUAUCCGACUCUGGGUUUUCAUUGGAUAAAUGUACUCUCAAUAAUAUACACAAAAAACAACAAACAUGCAAUACUUGAAACACAUCCUGUCAAACUUGAAAAUUUAAAAGAUGAAUGCAGAAAUUAUCGACCUGUCGAUGAAAAAUUGUACUCAAUGAAAAAUCAGAAAAAGCAUUUGAAAGACAUUCUGGUACCUUCGUCCUCAUUAAAAGGAAACCCUGAUAUGUCAUGCGGGCAACCUUACGGAUGUUUAACACCAUCGCAGAUACUUCCACUGUGGUAUUUUGACUCGAGCUCAGCCAGACUUGCCAGUUGUUCGUAUUCAUUAAACGAAAUACCAGUUUGGAAAUGCAUCGCAGAUGGAAAUUUGAGAAGAGUCGAUCUUUUCAUAGCUGCAAUUAUCAAGAAAUCAAGUGUUGACGAAGUCAUUUUUGGUGUAAAUGGAGUAUUGAAAAUGAUGGUACCGGGCGGCAGGAGAAAAAUGUAUUUAUCGGAUACUAAACGCGAUCGUGUCGUGAAAAUUCCAAAAAUAAUUUAUCGAAUUAUUAAUUUUGAAGCGGUGAAUAUUAAACAUAUGGCAGUAAUUGUAAUCCAUAAUGAUCCUAGCGGUGUCCGAGAUACUGAUAAACUUUGCGACAAAAACGAUACUCUUAUUCGCACUUGGGAUACAAUAAUCAACAAUGAUCCGAAAACUGGAUUAACUUACAUUUGUCCGAUGACCACAGAUCUUGAAAAAAAAUUAGAAACAAAUUUUUACCGUAUAAAUAAACUAAAUUUGGAUGAUAUUCCCCAUGAUGUUGAUUCUGCGAAUUUGUUUUGGGAUGAUGAAGAGGAAAUUGUCAAUUUAAGCUUUGAAAGAUUUUUAAAAGAGUAUCCCAAGUGAAAUAAAAUAAUAAAAACGUGAUA
Messenger RNA from Planococcus citri (citrus mealybug), 1710 nucleotides. RefSeq lists its product as uncharacterized. NCBI's taxonomy places the organism in Eukaryota, Metazoa, Arthropoda, Insecta, Hemiptera, Pseudococcidae. The transcript has 7 exons. The record is from RefSeq and is a predicted model, not a curated record. Bases 257 to 1687 code for a protein of 476 amino acids.